UGUGUGUAUAUAUAUCCAGCUCAAUUCCCGUCAAGGAAGAGAUUGAACUCGACAUUUAUUCCAAGAGAACAUCUCAUCAUCAAGCGAGAUUGAGAAAGGAUAUAUAUCAACCAUACAUGAUGAUGAGUUCAACAGUCGUAACCAUUCCUAUGGAAGAAGAUGAGAAGAAUGGCCGGAAGCAGAGACCUAGAAUGGCAAGGCAGCAAAAAGAUGGCGUUUAUAGAAAAGUCAUUCACAGUGCCAAAGUUGGAAUAGCAUUGGUUCUGGUUUCGCUUCUGUAUCUCCUUGAUCCGCUCUACCAGUACUUUGGGGAUAACGCCAUGUGGGCUGUUAUGACUGUUGUUGUCAUCUUCGAGUUCUAUGCAGGUGCUACGCUUGGGAAGGGCUUGAAUCGCGGGGCAGGAACAAUACUAGGUGGUGGUUUGGGAUGUUUGGCAGCAAUUCUGGCCGAUGAGGUUGGUGGGGUUGGCAAUGCCAUUGUUGCAGGCAUUUGUGUCUUUGUUUUUGGCGCAGCUGCAACAUACUGCCGACUGGCACCAAGCAUCAAAAGGCGAUACGACUAUGGCUCCAUGAUUUUCAUUCUCACCUUCAACCUCGUCAUCGUGUCUGGCCUGCGUACUGAUAAGAUCAUCGAAAUAGCCCUUGAUCGGCUCUCAACCAUCGGCGUGGGCUUUGUCAUCUGCAUUGCCACAAGCUUGCUCAUCUUCCCUGUGUGGUCGAGUGAUGAGCUUCAUAACUCCACAGCAGCUAAGUUUGAGAGGCUUGCUUGCUGUGUUGAAGAAUGCUUGGAGGAGUACUUCAGAGUGAUCGAUGAGAAGGGAAUCCAUCCAAGUGAAAGUGUUUCCAGUUGCCAAUCAGUGUUAUACUCCAAGCCAAACGAUGAGUCUUUGGCAAAUUUUGCAAGAUGGGAACCAUGGCAUGGAAAGUUUGGGCUUUCUCAUCCCUGGGAUAAAUACUUACAGAUUGGGGAUGUUCUUCGAGAGCUUGCUGCUACCAUUACCACACUAAAAGGGUGUAUUCAGUCUCCCUUGCAGCCCUCAUCAAGUUCAAGGCAGUGCAUAAAGGAACCAUGCGAAGCAGUUGGAUCGCUGCUUGCCGGCAUUCUGGGAGAGCUUGGAGAGACUGUUAUGAAGAUGGAGAGGCCCAGGCCCAAGGAAUUGAUAGCAUCAAAGUUACAGUCAGUCAAACUGGAGCUUAGCCUAGUUGCUUCUGCUCCUAGCAAACUAGAAGCAUCAGAGAACAGCACUGAAGGGCUUGGUUUGGCCAGCUUCAUGUUCUUGUUGCUGGAGAUUGCAGAAAAGGUGGAGGUAUUAGCAAAAGAGGUAGAAGAACUUGGGGAACUUCCUGGUUUUCCAACUUAUUAGACAGUUCCAUUUUAUAUGGGCUUUAUUUAUAACUCGUGAAGGCAACUCUUGGUAGCAAGAGUAAUUGUGCCUUUCGAUUAUGGGUUCAAACUGUGAAAACAGUUUCUUUGCAAAGGAAAAGUUGCAUGCAAACAUAACUCUUCCCAAUUAUUGCUAAAUGGGAAGCCUCAUACAUUCAGGACACCCAAUGUAUGUUUUAACUCCUAAAGUAGUAAUUCCCUUUGGGGACAUCCAAUAAAAUUGGAACAAUGCUUAUACUCAUACAUGGAGAAGAAAUACCCAUGUAAUAUAAUUAUGAAAAUGUCACUAUUUUGCUUGCAGAAUUUUGAAAGAGAGAAAUACCAAC
Molecule: messenger RNA, 1710 nt
Organism: Diospyros lotus (date-plum)
Lineage: Eukaryota; Viridiplantae; Streptophyta; Magnoliopsida; Ericales; Ebenaceae
Product: aluminum-activated malate transporter 12-like
Exons: 6
Coding region: 117-1364 (415 amino acids)
Biological process (GO): malate transport
Cellular component (GO): plant-type vacuole membrane
Source: RefSeq, a predicted model, not a curated record